This is a messenger RNA of Klebsormidium nitens, 999 nucleotides long. Lineage: Eukaryota; Viridiplantae; Streptophyta; Klebsormidiophyceae; Klebsormidiales; Klebsormidiaceae. The record is from the annotation of a GenBank genome assembly.
AUGGAGAGCAGCGAGUUGGGUGUUGGUGUCCGCCUUAUUUGCAAGGCAGAAUCAACGAGCACCUGGGAGUUUGAGGAGCCGCUGUACUCAUCUCUGCCGCCUCUGCAUUCAGUAGAUAUGCCCCGCGAGCUUGUCAGGGUAAACGCGCCGGCAUCCUUAGUUGAGCCUCUUCAUGUUUACCUUCAUGCGGCGCUGUCAAAAGAGAAGGACUCAGCGGGCAAGUGGCGGGCCCUGUUCAUGAGAUAUUACCAAUCAGAGCGAAAGCUUUGGGAUUCUGUGUUUCUUCGAUUUGAAUCGCAGUAUCGACUCAAGCAGAUUGAAGGCAUUUUUCAGAAGCUGAAGCGAGGGAACAUUGCAAAGAAGCCGGUUGUUCGAGUCACCGCGGUGGUGGCCUUGCCGCGAGCUCGUGGUUCUGGCAGCAGGGACGGUCGCACAGGGACAGAGGUGGAGAGGUCGGGCGAGCAAAGCGCAGGUGGGGCUCUCGAAGUUGUGCAGACGGGGAAUGUAAGAUCUGCCGACGACAACGGCACACAAGGGCCAGGUCGGGAAAGGGAAAGAUCAGGGGCAAAGGCAGAAGCAGCGUUUGCAAAUGGGGAAGUUGGCAGUUUAGGAAAGCCAGGAGGUGCUGAUGCGCGGAGUGGGGGAAUACCUCCUCAGGGUCUAAGAGAGACGGAUAUGGACGGGGCAACAAAAGGCGAGAGCGUGGGGCAGGCAGCGAAGAGCGGCAGUGGGGGCUGCAAUAGCGCGGUUGCAAGCACUUCAAGCUGUCAAGCUGCCUCCGGCAUCAAGGGAGGGGUGAACGGCGCCGCAGCAUCCUUCGAGACGGUGCCAAAUGGAACAGUGGACAAGUCCCUGCGCAUGCUGACGAUUGAGGAGCGAGAGAUGCUCCAACUGCCGGACCUGGCUGACGCUGUGGGGAGUGGGUCGUAUGGAACGUGUGCAUCAGCGGUCCAGCUUUGCCUCUCGCUUUCUUUCCUUACUUCAAUCAGGGAUCUUUAG